Molecule: messenger RNA, 2801 nt
Organism: Anopheles coluzzii
Lineage: Eukaryota; Metazoa; Arthropoda; Insecta; Diptera; Culicidae
Gene: sina
Product: E3 ubiquitin-protein ligase sina
Exons: 1
Coding region: 454-1419 (321 amino acids)
Biological process (GO): multicellular organism development; proteasome-mediated ubiquitin-dependent protein catabolic process
Cellular component (GO): cytoplasm
Molecular function (GO): ubiquitin conjugating enzyme binding; ubiquitin protein ligase activity; zinc ion binding
Source: RefSeq, a predicted model, not a curated record
AAAUAGCAAUGAGUGUCGUUUGUAGAUAAUUAUUGUUGCCUUUCCCCUUCGACGUAUUCAUACGUUGGCUGUAGCAACCUUGUGCGGUGUCAUACGUCGUGCGUGUAGAAACGCUGGGCAACAGCAAACGAUAAUCGAUUGACAAUUUGUGCACAAAUCUUUGUGCCUCUGGAAGAGUGUUGUUUAUAAUUACGUGGUAGGUAAAUAAGAGUGCCCACCGAUCGCGAAGUGUUCCGCUUGGUUUCCGUGUGGCAAACGGUACGGAGAAAACGCAUCCAUCAAAAGCUCGACCAACCGACCAACCAGCCGCGUGGGGGGGCUGUGCGCAACGGGAAGCAGCAUAGAUUGUGCACCCAAAUACACCACCACACCAUCAUCGCACUGCCCGUGACGGAGGGGGUGCUUUGCUCGGGUUCCGUAAGCAGUGGCAACACACACAGUGACCCGCAGUGCAUGCUGACGGUGACGGCUGGUACGGCUACACAUCCGUCCCACACGGAAACAGCGGAGCAAACGGCAGAGACCACCGCCGCCACCACCACCAGCACCACCACCACAACCACCAUGUCGAACAAGCUGAACAACCCGAAGCGCCGCGAGGUGACGGGCUCGUCGUCAUCGAACAGCUCCAUCUCGUCGGUCGGUGCCGGGGACAGUGGCAUCUCGGCCGACCUGGCCUCACUGUUCGAGUGUCCGGUGUGCUUUGACUAUGUGCUGCCCCCGAUACUGCAGUGCCAGAGCGGCCAUCUCGUCUGCACCAGCUGCCGCUCGAAGCUGACCUGCUGCCCGACCUGUCGCGGCUCGCUCGGCAACAUCCGCAACCUGGCGAUGGAGAAGGUGGCCUCGAACGUGAAGUUCCCCUGCAAACACUCCAACCACGGCUGCACCGUGUCGCUCGUCUACACGGAAAAGGCGGAGCACGAGGAGGCGUGCGAGUUCCGGCCGUACCUGUGCCCGUGUCCGGGCGCGUCCUGCAAGUGGCAGGGUUCGCUCGACUACGUGAUGCCCCACCUGAUGAUGUCGCACAAGAGCAUCACCACGCUGCAGGGCGAGGAUAUCGUGUUUCUGGCCACCGACAUCAACCUGCCCGGUGCGGUCGACUGGGUGAUGAUGCAGUCCUGCUUCGGGCACCACUUCAUGCUGGUGCUGGAGAAGCAGGAAAAGUACGACGGACAUCAGCAGUUUUACGCGAUCGUGCAGCUGAUCGGAUCGCGGAAGGAGGCGGAAAACUUUGCCUACCGAUUAGAGCUGAACGGCAACAGGCGUCGGCUUACGUGGGAAGCGAUGCCGCGCUCGAUCCACGAAGGCGUGGCGAGCGCGAUCCUUAACUCCGACUGUUUGGUGUUCGACACGUCGAUUGCGCAGCUCUUUGCCGACAAUGGUAAUCUCGGCAUCAAUGUUACUAUUUCCGUCGUUUAAACGCACACAAACACACACACACACCCACACUCACGCGUACUCAUUUAGCCGAAUCGACUGAGGGAAGGGGACCACCACCAGACUUCGAUAGACAGCCCCCAAGUCUAGACAAUUCUUACCUAAGGUUACGUUAACAUGUAUAUUUUUCUUUGUAACUUCUACUUUUCAAUUCCUCUUUCUCUCUGUGCGGGUGCAAUUUGCUGCCGUUUGCAUUGAGGUGUGUAAGUUUAUAAAUGAGUUUAUAAAUGUCAUUUAAUAGAGCAGGGAGCGUUUGCUUUGCUAAUGUGAUGCGGGAGGCAACAUUGUUUGAUCCCGUGCCAGCAAAGAAAGAGAAAGAGUAAGAGAGCGCGUUUUAAAACCACACAAACUGCAAACUGCAAAAAGGAUUCUUUUACCUCCAGUUCAGUACACACUAAACGAGGAGGGCACGAGUGGGGAAUAAAGCCUUGUAGCUUGUAUUGCUGCUUUUAACAUGAAUGCAACCUCCUGUAGCUAUAUAAUUUAAGCGCAGAGCGGUCGAAAGCCGAGAGCGCAGCCGUACAUGCUAGUGUAGCGCAGUGCGCAUCAAAACGAUCGAUUCGUGCGAUACUCCGCGAUAUUAUGGCGAUAAACGUAAUACGUAUGUAUGUUAGUAAGGUGAUAGAUAAGAGCAAAAACAAACACUGUGUGUGUGUAUGUGUGUGUAAGGGAAGGAUGAGCGAACGAGCAAAGUAAUGAUUUGUAUGGUGUAAUCAAUGUUACGCCGCUUGCAUCAUGACCAAAGGAGCGUUUGGUGAACCCGUGUGCAAGCGUUUCGUGAACGCGUGAUAGAGUUAGUGGUGUGGUUGCGUGCGUGAUUGCGUGAUUGCGUGAGUGAGUCGUUAAGGGAAUUAGGAAGAAUAUUAGUGUGGCGAGAAAUCGAUCGAGACACAAUUCUGUAAAUUAAACAUUUAAUCGUAGUAACACAUAUAACACACCAUAAGAGAGAAUGCCGUGGAAGAAGGGCGGGCCAUCCUUUUUCAGAGGUGGGAUCGCAUCAUCGCUACUACUUCACACUCCUUUACCAUUUAAAGUAUGUUAAACACGUUUCUACACCUAAUGAAUUAAUAGCGAAAUAGCGAGAGAGAGAGAGAAAGAAGAACUUGUUGUGCGGAACUGAUACAGCGCACCCAACCAUUAAGGUCCUUUAAGGUGGGUUUAAAGAUAGAUGGUACGAAAACAAACAAAGAACAAGAAGACAUAACGAGUGGGUAAAGAUCAGGUCACCGGAAAUGCAAAUCGCUUUCGUACAACUCCCGGAACUUCAAACCACGCGUUCGCACGCGCGCGCGCUGGUUCAAAUUCCGUUCCGUAUAUCAAUUUGCUGUAGCACGUUUGCUGUACAUUUAACAAAAAACCGCCCC